Paramisgurnus dabryanus is the source of this 1415-nucleotide messenger RNA. RefSeq lists its product as uncharacterized. Lineage: Eukaryota; Metazoa; Chordata; Actinopteri; Cypriniformes; Cobitidae. Gene Ontology annotation, cellular component: nucleus. Gene Ontology annotation, biological process: regulation of gene expression. The record is from RefSeq and is a predicted model, not a curated record.
UAGAAAUAGUCACGCUCCGACUACUUCAUUCAGAUAUUUUGGUACCAGAUUCAUACCAUGAAUUCUCCUGUAAAAAGCAACGAGGACGAUCAUGUUAUAUCCACUGUGUCGAAAUGUGUAGAAAAUGCGCUUGAAGUGGCUCUACGCGGCGCGUUUGAAGUCGCGCUGGAGAUCGCAGUGAAUGAAAUUAAAAGCAGUUUGAUGACUCAAACGCUGCGCGAUCAGAUACAUGAAACCCAACAGGAGAACAUCACCCUGAAACUACGACUACAGCAGGUCCAUGCUGCACAAGACAACCCAAAACAACUCACUGCUGCUGAUCUGAACCAGAGCAGAAUCAAAGCGGGGAACCUGUGUGAAAAACAGGAGUUUGAUGAAUGUGUUGUUAACAGUGCAAAAAAUAACAGUGAGCAGCUAAAUGGACAUCCCUGUGAAAAUAACACAGAUUACGAUACCUCAGACCCAGAAAAUGAGUUUAAAAUAGAUCACAUACAACAUAUGAAGUCAAGUGAUCAAGACCCAUCAUCAUUUCAGUCUGCGCUUGAACAGGUUCAGGUAAAGAAUGAAAAGCCAGAACCAGUCUUGGAUGCCAGUUCUGGAUAUGUUUCUGAUGUUAGACUGGACUACUGUUUUGUCCAGAGGUCUAAUAAGGAGCUUGGCCUUAAUAAAAUAGCGUUAGACCAGUCUAAACCGUUUGAAGAUUGGAUUCCUGAUGCAGAGCAGCAACACAGUGAAACAGGGCCAUUGGAUCAAAGACCCAGCCUUGAUAUUUCUUUAGGUACCCCAGCAAUCAGUUUGUUAUCCAGUGAUUGUGUAUCUCCAUUCUCCACUCCAUUUGAUGGCCUCUACCAAUCAUCAGACAAGACCUCCCUCACCCUGCCGCCCCAAAACUUUAGAGACCAGUUGAGGAGAAAUGUCCAGUCCAGCCUGUAUGAUUGUAAAUUCUGUGGUCAUGCAUUUCACAGUGAAAGUGAUCUUCAUAAUCAUUAUGUUCUAUAUCACAAGACUGUAUUGAAGAAAGUGAGGAAAGGUGCCGGUGCAGCCAAGCCAAAAAAGCAGAAACACCAACGUUUCCCUCCUGGGUCCAGCAAAAUUUACUGCACUGUGUGUAACCAGGUCUUUAAACGCAUGGAGAACUUGAAGACUCAUUUGCGUAUACACACUGGCGAGCGUCCUUAUGCCUGUUCAGUAUGUGGGGCACGGUUUCGCCACGCUGGGGUGCUGACACGGCAUUUUCGCAUUCACACUGGGGAAAAACCUUACAUAUGCUCAGAGUGUGGAAGAAGUUUUAGGAACUGUGGAGGUCUACGCAUCCACCAGAGAUCACAGUCACACAGUAGAGAAGUGCAUUCAUUGAACAAAUGAUGCUGCAUAAGGUUUUUUAUUGAAGAGAUUAAAAACUGAACAGCUAAACA